CAUGCAUCAGGUCGAGAUGGGAUCUAAGAACCACGAGGUCGUGCCAUCGACUCUGAUCGCCCAGAUCGCCGGUGUACGACAUGGCGGCGUCAACAAAUGCCUGGGCGAAUUGGCAAAACGCAAUUUGGUCGCGAGAGUGCAAGGCGCUAAAUAUGAUGGCUAUCGGCUCACAUACGGUGGCUACGAUUUCCUCGCCAUGCGAUCAUUCGCCAAGCGCGAUACCGUUUAUUCCGUGGGCAACCAGAUUGGCGUUGGCAAAGAGUCAGACAUCUAUGUCGUAGCGGAUGAGGAGGGCGAGCAGCGGGUUUUGAAGAUACACAGGCUUGGACGGAUAUCAUUCAGAUCGAUAAAGACGAAGCGAGAUUACAUGCAGAACCGCAAGAGCGCCAGCUGGAUGUACAUGUCACGUCUUGCUGCCGUCAAGGAGUAUGCGUUCAUGAAGGUACUAUACGAAAAUGGCUUCCCAGUUCCGACGCCUAUCGAUCAAGCGCGGCAUUGCAUUAUCAUGGGAUUGAUCGACGCCUUUCCUUUACGACAGGUUAGCGAGAUAGCAAAUCCCGGCUCACUUUACUCUGCUUUGAUGGAUCUCAUCGUUCGACUGGCGCGCGCUGGCUUGAUACACGGCGAUUUCAACGAGUUCAACAUUCUCAUUCGAGAGCGCGAAGACGAUCAGGAGCCAGAGCCGAUCUUGAUUGACUUUCCUCAGAUGGUCUCCACGCAGCACGAGAACGCCGAGUACUACUUCAAUCGCGACGUCAGCUGCAUAAGAGCAUACUUCAAGAAGCGCUAUCGCUACGAAUCGACUGUGUGGCCUAAGUUCUCUACAGUCGUCAAGAAUGGCCAGCGCGACUUCAACCUCGACGUCGAGGUGGAAGCGAGUGGUUGGACUAAGCAGGACGACAAGCAGCUGAGCGAGUACCGGCAGCAGCUCGAUACUGAGCCCAGAGACAGCGACGAGGACGAGGAAGACGAAAGCGCAGGGGAGGAAGAUAGCGAGGAGGAAGGAAGCGAUGAAGACGAAAUUGGGAACCAUAGCGCUCCGAACGAUGUCGAUGCGCCAGAUGAGCCGGACAUGGCAAAACUCGAAUUGGCAGAAGACGCGGCCUCGUCUGGCAUAUCUGAUGAUGAUGAUGAUGACGACGCAGCGUCAUCUGUGCAGUCAGACAAUGGUGAGCGGCGGCGGUCGAGCAAUCAUCAGCGACCUAAACGCGCGGUACCGGACGUUGCCAAGGUCGUCGCCAGCUCAAUGACGAAGGAGGACAAGUCUCAAACUCGCAAACACCACAGCAAGACAGCUACGAAGCGAACACUCGGUCGUAAGAAGGGCAGCAAAGCAAAGGUCGAUACCAGGCGGACGGUCAGAGACGCCGCUACAUUCUGAAUCAAUCUGUUGUUGCCAUCUUGUCCUUGCAAUAUGUACCACCCGG
Mixia osmundae IAM 14324 is the source of this 1427-nucleotide messenger RNA. RefSeq lists its product as uncharacterized. Gene Ontology annotation, biological process: protein phosphorylation; maturation of SSU-rRNA. Gene Ontology annotation, cellular component: nucleus; preribosome, small subunit precursor; cytosol. The annotation marks the transcript as partial. Gene Ontology annotation, molecular function: ATP binding; protein serine/threonine kinase activity. The transcript is spliced from 4 exons. Lineage: Eukaryota; Fungi; Basidiomycota; Mixiomycetes; Mixiales; Mixiaceae. The record is from RefSeq and is a predicted model, not a curated record.